Molecule: messenger RNA, 1755 nt
Organism: Glossina fuscipes
Lineage: Eukaryota; Metazoa; Arthropoda; Insecta; Diptera; Glossinidae
Gene: TfAP-2
Product: transcription factor AP-2-epsilon
Exons: 7
Biological process (GO): regulation of transcription by RNA polymerase II; anatomical structure development; regulation of cell population proliferation
Cellular component (GO): nucleus
Molecular function (GO): RNA polymerase II transcription regulatory region sequence-specific DNA binding; DNA-binding transcription factor activity, RNA polymerase II-specific
Source: RefSeq, a predicted model, not a curated record
AUAAUAAAACAAAACAAAAUAAAAGAAACGAAACAGGAGAGCAGUUAGUUAGAGUUAGGAAAAGUAAUAAACGAAGAAAUAUUGAAAUUUUAUAAAAUUGCAUUUUUAAGGAACAAAAAGAAAAAGCUCUAAUAAGCAAAAAUGCAUAUCCUACACCGUGGCAAUGAUCAUCAAUUUGAAGAUCAAAAAUUUAUGAUGGAGCGUUUAACUAGUCAUGGCAGUUUGGGUCUAUCUGGUAACAGUUCUGCAUAUACCACGCAUACCGGCAGCCAUGCCGGUCGGGGUGGACCAGCAGCCGGCCAUGGCGGUCACAGCAGCACACAUGGUUCGGCCGCUACGAUGCAUCAUCAAUCAUUACAAUCUGACUUUCAGCCUCCAUACUUUCCGCCACCGUUUCAUCAUUCAACGCAAAGUCCGCCCCAACAACAGAACCACGGUGCUUUAGAGUACCUGGGGACGGAUCCCUAUGGCCAACCUUUGCCUACAUUACAUCAUACACCCCUCCAUCAUUAUAAUCAAUUAGCUGGAUUGCGUUCGACCCAGGAUCAACUGGGCAUACACAGAUCUCAUAGAGAAGCCGAACUUCAAGGUCACGUGGUACGUAAUUAUAUCUUUUUUUUUUUUUUUUUCGUUUAGCUUUUUAAAUAGCUUAAGAAAUACCUUCUUACAUAUAACACUUCAUCCUAUCAUCAUAGCAUUUACACUUUACAUAAUUACAUAGUAAAUGCGUUUUCUUAGAUUAAAGCAAAGCACAAUAGUGUUAAUUUCUCCUCUAGCACUAUCCUCCCUCUACUUAAAGGCAUGAAAAGUGGGAAGGACGUAGGAAACAUCGGAUCAGGUUCACCAAGUGAAGUGUUUUGUGCUGUACCCGGACGUUUGAGUCUUUUAUCAAGUACUUCCAAAUAUAAAGUAACAAUUGCUGAAGUUCAACGUAGAUUAUCUCCACCAGAGUGCCUGAAUGCCUCGCUACUAGGCGGAGUUCUAAGACGAGCUAAAAGUAAAAAUGGCGGUCGACUCUUAAGAGAAAAACUUGAAAAGAUUGGCUUAAAUUUGCCCGCCGGUAGACGCAAAGCCGCAAAUGUUACUCUCUUGACCUCGCUGGUGGAGGGCGAAGCUGCUCACUUGGCUAAGGAUUUUCAUUUUGUUUGCGAAACCGAGUUCCCAGCCCGACAGCUUGCCGAAUACAUUGUCCGGCACAAUACUGAUCCACAGGAAUCGUAUCGUAGGAAAGAACUCUUACUGCAUUCGCAACAGAUAACAAAAGAGCUAAUGCAAGUUCUUAGCCAAGAUCGAACGACACAGUAUGGUACACGAUCCCAGCAUCUAUUAGAACCUUCCAUGCAACGUCAUCUAACGCAUUUCUCUUUGAUUACACACGGAUUCGGCUCACCCGCCAUAAUGGCCGUUCUUCAUGCCUUUCAAACUUUCCUGAAUGAAUCGUUAAACUACUUGGAAAAAUUGUAUCCUUCGAAUGGUGGCGGCAUGGUCUCAUCCUCGCUGGACAAGAGUAAAAUGGAUUCGGACAAGAAAUGAUAAAAAUAGUUUUAUUAAAAAAAAAAAAAGAAAGAAAGAGAAAGAGAAACAAAAAACAAACAAAAGAAAAGCAACAAAUGGAAGAUAAAAAGUGAAAGAUAUAAGUUUACAAAAACAAAUAAUCAGUUAAAACGUUCAAAACGUAUGUUCGCUUAAAAGAGGCAUAUCAUCCGUUUAUUACAUCCAUACUCACAUAAGAGAGCGAAAGCUUAAGCAUAAAAA